This is a messenger RNA of Mesocestoides corti, 3114 nucleotides long. Lineage: Eukaryota; Metazoa; Platyhelminthes; Cestoda; Cyclophyllidea; Mesocestoididae. The record is from the annotation of a GenBank genome assembly.
AUGGGUGGUAAGGUCGACAACCGUCUCUUCAGAAGUUUUCUGAAUCGGGCUACAAUUUGUGCUGUCCAGGGAGCAGACGAAGAUGACAUCUUUAAUCUCGAUGGGUGCGAAUAUUAUUCAAACUCCCCGGAAAUGUUUUUCCGUGACGGGAAGAGACGCAUUGAUUUCGUGCUUGUUUAUAAACUAUGGGACCGUAAUGAAAAUCACGAGGCCCAGCGUUUUGCCUUUCUUAGUGCCUUGGCGGACCAAAUGAUUGAAAUAGAGGUUGAAGACUGUCAAGGAAACAUUGUGGCUGCCACAGGCCCUCAGAAGGCAGGUUUUAAAGAUGAAGCAGGUUUUGGUGGUUUGCGUCCUCCUGAAAUUACCCAAGCAUAUGCUGACAAACAGGAACUUGAAGCCUUGGAAAAAGAAGAGAAGGGAACGCUAAGCCCUCUUGAAAGGGCCAUAAUGUCUGUCGAUGACGUUGUUUUUGUUAAGUUACAUGCCUCAUGGGCUACUUUGGCUCGUGUUGCCGAGGUGCUUCAAUUCAAAAAGCCUCUGAAACAGGCGAAAUUGGAGCGUCUCAAGCUUUCCGAAGGCAAGGACUGCUGCAAAUGUCUGAAACCCGACAAGAAAUCUGUGCUCGAGCUGCCCAGCCCCUAUCGAGCCGCCUUCACUCGGGCACGAAUUAAUCUGUUUGACAUUCCCGAGGACUACGACAAGUUCUUCACGCCCACCGAAAGAACCAAGGUGGUGGACUAUGUGCUCAAGAGGACCGGCACGUACCGCAGAGUGGGCGGCACCAGCGUUCCAAGUGGUCCCCCGGUUCCUAAACCCGAGUACCCAACCGAAGCUGACAUUAAUGUCGAGAAGGAGACCGGUGCUCGCCCUUGCGACAUCAAGCUUGCCCAGAAGGUGGACAUCGAUUUGGGCAUUGACCACCUUGUCAACGAGGGCGUUUUUUGUGCCGCCUUCCCGUUGCACGAGCCAUCAACCGAGAUGACGGAGCUGCUAACCGAAAAGGAGCGAGAAGUAACCGCGGCUGGCGGUUCAAGCGAGCCUAAGUACGGGCCGGAAACCAAUAUGCGGACAAUGCUCUGUGACCAAUGGGGAAGUCUGACGAAAAUGUUCAAGUACCAGCCACUUGACUACGUCAGAUUGUACUUUGGCGAGUCGGUGGCUUUCUACUUUGCUUGGCUGGGUCUCUACACCUCGUGGCUCAUCCCCGUGGGUAUUUUCGGUCUGCUUGUGUUCUGUUUGUCUGCUAUCGACAUCGCCGACGACCAAUAUGUUGAGGACGUCUGUACGCACGGGAGUGAUUUCCUUAUGUGUCCGCCGUGCAGCGUCAAAGGCUGUAAAUUUUGGCUCCUCAACAGCUCCUGUUUCGCUGCCAAAAUGACCCACCUCGUGGAUAACUUGGGAACAGUGCUUUUCGCCGUGUUCAUGGCACUCUGGGCAACGCUCUUUAUGGAGCAGUGGAAACGCUACCAGAAUGUUCUUGCACACCGGUGGAAUGUUCAAAAUCUGGAGCCAGUGGACGAGCCACCCAGGCCCGAGUUUCUUGCUCUUCUCAACAAAAAGAACUUCCCUCGAGCCCGCGAAGAGCCAGUCAUCCCCUUCUGGAGUCGCAAAGUUCCCGUUCUGGUUGUCACAUACGCCUCGGUUCUCUUUGGGGUGGUGCUCUGCCUGGCUUUCCUAAUCGGCGUCAUCUUCUACCGGCUCGUCGUCAAUGUGAUGCUCCUGCAAAGCGACAAUGCACUAAUAAGCUCGGUUGCUGGAAUGAUCACUACCAUCACGAGUUCGUGCAUUAACUUGGUUUGCAUCUUCAUCCUCAAAAUGGUGUACGACAGAGUCGCGGUCAUCAUGACGAAUAUCGAGGACCACAGGACCCAGUCCGAGUACAAUGACAGUCUGACGCUGAAGUUGUACCUGCUGCAGUUCGUCAACUUCUACUCCUCCAUAUUCUACAUCGCCUUCAUCCAGGGAACCACCGCAGCCAUACCCGGCGACAAAACUAUUCCCAUUCAGUCCUCAGGGUGCGACUCCGGAAAUUGUCUCUUUCAACUAUUUAUUCAAUUGGCUAUCGUUAUGGUGGGCAAACAAUUCCUCAAUUUCGUCACGGAAAACACCCUUCCUCCGCUGAAGCGCGUCAUCAACGUCUACCUCGCGCGCCGUCGCGCCGCGAAGAAGCUGGACGCGGCUCGCGCCAAGGUCCAGGCAAACGAGACCGCCGGUCGCUACGGCUCCCUGGGAACCGGGAAGUCGGAACCCGCGGGCUGGACGUCCGAGGCAGAGGGCGCGCUGCUCACCGCUGCCCGCCAGGAAUCCGUCCUCUUCCACUGCCGCAGCAACUACACCCUCCUCGACGGCGGCUCUCGGCCCCUCUUUGAUGAGUACCUUGAAAUGCUCAUCCAAUACGGAUUCAUAACGAUGUUUGUCCCCGCAUUCCCUCUUGCGCCGCUAUUUGCUCUUCUCAACAACAUGUUCGAGGUGAGGACCGACGCAAAGAAAUUCCUCGCUAUUCUCCGUCGACCUGUCAUCAUGCGAGAAAAGAGCAUCGGCAUUUGGUUUGGCAUCCUCUCCGUGGUCUCAAGUCUGGCUAUUCGAACCAACGCCUGUUUGAUUGCCUUCACGUCUGACUUCCUCGUUCGCCUCACCUACACCCUGUGCUACUCGCCUGACCACAGCCUCACCGGCUACUUGAACUUCACGCUCUCCUACAUGGACAUCAAUCGCUUCAACCUCACCGGUCAAAACACCGACCUCACCAAACACAGCCCCUACUGCCGGUACAAUGAUUUCCGCGAACCGCCAUCCGCUCCUGACCCGUACUCCUACACACCAGUGCAUUGGCAGAUUUUGGCGAUCAAAUUUGCGUUCGUUUUUGUCUUCGAGAACGUGGCGCUGGCUCUCACCUCAUUGAUAGCCAACUUCAUUCCCGACAUACCCCAACGCCUGGUGAUAAUAUCGCGUCACGAAGCACGAGUUAUCAACGAGCUUAUUCUUCAAGGUGAGGUUGAUGAGGAUGAUGAUAGGGAGGAAUCGAAGCGUGAGCCUCUGCCUAUCAACCCGCCGCCGAUUGGUUUCUUCAGCAAAGAAAAUCCUGACCCCGAGGUUAACAUUACUUUUAAAUAA